This is a messenger RNA of Durotheca rogersii, 1763 nucleotides long. RefSeq names its product aspartic peptidase domain-containing protein. Lineage: Eukaryota; Fungi; Ascomycota; Sordariomycetes; Xylariales; Xylariaceae. The transcript is spliced from 3 exons. Bases 169 to 1650 code for a protein of 493 amino acids. Gene Ontology annotation, biological process: proteolysis. Gene Ontology annotation, molecular function: aspartic-type endopeptidase activity. The record is from RefSeq and is a predicted model, not a curated record.
UCGUCUCGGCCCGUACCGAAUGGUCGUGUCUGGUGUCUGGUGCCUAUCGGCCUACCUAAUAGGUAUGUCUACGUUCCAAGAUAGGGUCAUGGUCUGCGCGGCCCUUCCCAACUGGCCCUCCCCCUCCCCUUCUCCCCCCCCUUGGCUUCGACCAACCUGUCGCUCGCUAUGGAGACCCUCCUAGCUCUCGUCGCCAUCGGCGGCAGCAUCGUCACCGCCCAGAGGGUCGUGCCGGUCGGCUUUAGCCGGCCCUCGCCGAGACUCCCCGCCCUGCACAGACGCGCCGGCACCUACUCGCAAGAGCUGAACAACAACCUGACCAGCGGCGGCUAUUAUGCGCAGGUCGCCGUGGGCACCCCGCCGCAGGCUGUCGACCUCGUCGUCGACACUGGCAGCAGCGACGUCUGGGUACUAGAUCGCCACGCGGACCUCUGCCAGUCCGAAUCGAUGCAGGACUAUUACGGGUACUGCCUGUCGACCUUUGAUCCGUCGGCGAGCUCUACCUUCUCCAUCGUUUCCCGAGACGCCUUUAGCAUCAGCUACGUGGAUGGCUCCGGCGCGGAGGGAGACUAUGUCCGCGACACCCUGAGCAUCGGCGGGAUCGACAUCGAGAAUCUGCAGAUGGGGCUUGCCGAGAACUCCACCAUCAACUCGGGUCUCCUGGGGAUCGGGUUCGCCGCCAACGUCGCCGCGCAGACCCCGUAUCCGAACAUCAUGACGCUGUUCCGCGCCCAGGAUCUGAUCGCCGUCGAAGUGUACAGCUUGUACCUGAACGACCGCUUCGCCGAAACUGGGACCAUCCUGUUCGGCGGGCUCGACACCGAGAAGUACAUCGGGCGGCUCGGGGUCGUUCCGAUCUUGCCAGACCGUACGGGGAACUACUCGUCCUUCGCCGUCGUGCUCGCCUCGCUGUCCAGCACCGCUGCCGACGGCACCGUCACCAACUACGCGCGCGGCGCCAUCCCCGUCAUCCUCGACUCGGGCACGACCCUGACGUACCUCCCGUACAGCGUGGCCGCCCGCGUGUUCCGCGCCUUCGGCGCCGUCGACGACACCUCGGGAACGGGGCUCGUCUACGUCAGCUGCCGCUACCUCGAGGAGGCCGCGGACCUCACGCUCGACUUCCGGUUCGGCGGCGGCGCCGCCGCCGCCGACAACCCCGUCAUCCGCGUGCCCACCGACGAGCUCGUGCUCGACAACGUGCGCGCGUACCAGGCCCUCGGCCUCGUCCUGCCCCCCCUCCCCUUCGCCGACGUCUGCACCUUCGGCCUCCACCCCGACGCCGACUACUACCUGCUCGGCAACACCUUCCUGCGCUCCGCCUACGUCGUCUACGACCUCACCAACCGCGAGGUCGCCCUCGCCCAGGCCAACGUCAACAGCACCCGCUCCAACGUCAUCGAGAUCACCGCCGCCGACGGCAUCCCCGACGUCCCCGGCGUCGCCUCCCAGGUCCCCGCCACCCCGACCCCGUCUGCCGCCCGCCCCGACGGUACCGCCACCGCCACCGCCACCGCCACCGCCGACGGCCCUGGAGGCGAGAAUGCCGGCCUGAGAGCCGUGCCCGCGCCCGAUUGGAAGGCUGUGGUGGCGAUGGCUGCCAUGGUAGGUCUGUGUGCGCUGAUGGGUGUCGAGGUUGUUGUAUUAUGAAUGAAGAACAGCUCAGGCCAGGAGCCUCCCUUGUUCCAUAGGUGUAUUUAAUUUGGGUACAUUAGACUAAUAUACGUGCAAAAGCCUCGCUUCAAAGCAGCAGGCGAAAUUAA